GCCGGGAGCGCUUUAUUUUACCAUUGUAAUAACAGGGGGUGACUAUAUGUACCUACUACCGAUAGCCGAACCUCAUCUAUAGACAAUUCAGCCCACGCUAAACACCACCGUCAUCGAGCACCACACUAACUAAACAUACUUUUUUACAUUCCACCCGCAUAACUGGGUUAACGCCAUGGUCCAACUUACUUGGUUAAUGCUCGCUGGUGCAGCAUCUGUUACAGUAUUCGCCGACAGGUCCGAUUCUUCCAUGGCUAGCAAACUUGCAGUCCCUCGUGAAGCCGCUGCGCUCUGCCCUAAGGCUUGCAUGCCCAGCCUGUACAAGGUCGCCAAGGGCUUCAAAUGCAAAUAUUCAUGCGAUAAAGGAUGUAAUGACAGUGGACUUAACAACGAGUUUAGCUUGAUCAAAGAGUUGAAGAACAUGGGCGAGGACUGUGUACAUCCUCGCUCCAGUGCCAUUCGUUGUGAGAGACUGGCCACGGAUGCUAAACAGUGUCCCUUCCCCAAAUAAACUCUAUUUUGUACCUUAAUAGGGAGCGUCUGUUUAUCAUUCUUUCCUCUGACUUUUUUUCUGUGCUCUCUGUCAACCAAGUAUUUAACAGUAGACGUUGCAGCUCACUCGAGGUAUGCAUAGAGUAGCAGGAAAUAUGACAAUCCAGAACCCCAGUAUCAAUGCCGCUAGAUUAAAACCAGCCAUGUCUGACUCUAUUUGCGAAGCGUUUUCUGUUUCUUACUACCCAAAUCUUCACCAUUUCACUAUCAAUAGUAUUAUCUAGUCUAGGCUAGAGGGCCGUUUUGUAUUAGGGAUACCUAGCUCCCCAACUGCCCUUAUAACCAGAACUAGCAGUCAAAGCUUUGAUAGAAGCAACGUUACGUUUCUAAUCUACACCAGUAGAUAGAAAAGGGUGAGGCUCAACACUAAAUUUGUAGCCAUAAUGGCUAAAAGAAGAGUGGUUGAGGAACGACGCCAGCAGCAUCUAUGGCCAGUACCACAUCAACCCCGACCUGGCACAUCUGUCAAAAACCUCAUACUGUCUUUAGAAGCAGCUGUUCCUAGCACAGAAACACCCAUAGUAAUAAUAACCUAUUCUAAUGAAAAGCAUGAAUCUGACAAUAGCAUUUAGGGGCUGUAAGUCGACCUCCUCCGCUCUGGAUGGGUUUCAAGCCAAUGAGGGUCAACUCCCGCGAUCGUAUCGUUAUAGAUAUUGAUCCCGUUCUUCGCAGUUUCUUUUCCUGUUGUGCCUCUUCUGGCUUGAGGGGUCCUCGCACGCGACCAGUCGACGAUAUCAUCGAACCUCCUGCGACAGAAGCGCGUCGAGGCGAAGUCGGGCCCGUAGCGCUGGGCGCUAGCAUGCCAUUUGAAUGUCAUUGGGCUCGUGUCGCCAUGGCACAUGAUAGCCUGACGCAAAUAAUCAACGCAAUGGUCUAUGUGGAGGUGCCAGUGAUCCGGUGUGCCCUCAUGCUCAUAGAAUUCAGGGUAGGUGGCCCUGCGGAGGGAGU
Molecule: messenger RNA, 1500 nt
Organism: [Torrubiella] hemipterigena
Lineage: Eukaryota; Fungi; Ascomycota; Sordariomycetes; Hypocreales; Clavicipitaceae
Source: the annotation of a GenBank genome assembly